CAAGCUGACAUUGCUGACAAGAAGUGACUGUAAAUAAAAGCUGUUUAGUUAAUAAAUAGAAAUAAGUUGUGAAAUAAUCUAAAGAAAAAUAGACGAGUGGUGUAUAAUUAUGGCAUCUUCUACGUCGUCUCCGCCAGCGAACGUCCAAGAAUUUUCUAUUAGAGUACCCAAAAAUGUGCAAAAGAGGUAUCAUGUGAUGAGAUUCAACGGUACGUUGGAUGUCGAUUUCUCAAAAUGGACGAAAGUCAGCAUGGAAAGAGAAAACAAUCUUAAGGAGUACAAAGGAACGGAAGAGGAUCAACCAAAAUUUGGUGCAGGAUCGGAAUUCGGUAGAGAAGCAAAAGAAGAAGCCAGAAGGAAAAAGCUGGGAAUUGUGGCUAGGAAAUAUCGAGCGGAUGAUCAACCUUGGAUUUUGAAGUCUUUUGGUAGCACCGUAAAAAAAUUCAAAGGUAUACGAGAAGGAGGCGUUUCUAACAAUACAGCAUAUUACGUCUUCACGCAUGCUGAAGAUGGAGCUAUCGAGGCUUUUCCACUUCAUGAAUGGUAUAAGUUUCAACCUAUCCAGAGAUACAAAGCGUUGUCUGCGGAAGAGGCCGAAAUGGAAUUCAAUAAGCGUAACAAACAUUUGAAUUAUUUCUCACUUAUGCUGAGGAAACGCCUAAAAGGCGAAGAUGAAACAGAAUUGGAAGAAGGCGAGGAAAAAGGUAAAAAAUCUACCUCCAAGAAGGAAAAGGACCUAAAAAUAUCCGACAUGGAUGAAUGGAUGGACACUUCCGAUGAAGAGUCGUCAGAGAACGAAGAAAAGGAAGCAGAGGAAGAGUCCGAAAAGAAGAAGCCAAAGAAAAAUGAUACUAAAAAGGAUGGUAAAAAGAAACGUGACACUGAUGUAGAAGCCUUCGAGGACUCUGAUGAUGGGGAUGGAGAGGGACGAGAACUGGAUUAUAUCAGCGAUAGUAGCGAAAGUGAACCAGAAAAUAUAAACUUGGACGGUGUAGCUGAAGAAAAAGCAUUGAGAAAACUGUUGAAUUCUGAUGAGGAGUCCGAUGAAGAUUCCGAGAAAUCCGAAAAAGAACAGAGUAACGAGGAUGAAGAAAACAAAGAAAAGGAUGGAGAAAAGAAGGAAGAAGGUGACGACAAAGAUAAGAAGAAGAAGAGCAAGAAAAAAUCAAAAAAGGAUGUCAAAAAAGAAGUCAAAAAGGAAAAAAAUGACGACGAUGAUGACUUUAGUUCCGACAGUAGCACCGACGACGAGAAGAAGAAGAAACCGGAUAAGAAAAGUAAGAAAGAUGAAAAGGAACCUAGCAGCACUAAUAGCUCUCGUUCGACGACACCUACGGAUAGCAAGAGGAAGCUUAUAAACGACGCACUGGCAGGACCUAGCCCUAAGAAGGCAAAAUUGGACCUCCCCAAUUACAUUCCUGGAUCAAACGAAUCUGGAAUUACGGAAGACGCCGUGCGAAAGUAUCUCAUGAGGAAGCCGAUGACGACCACAGAGUUGUUGCAAAAAUUCAAAUCCAAGAAGACAGGGCUGUCUUGCGAGCAGCUCGUCAAUAUCAUGACUCAAAUUUUGAAGAAAAUCAACCCCGUCAAACAGACACUGAAGGGGAAGAUGUAUUUAUCCAUAAAGUCGUAAAUUAUAGUAGUAUAUAGAUAUUAUGGUAUCUGGUCAAUAGAUUGAAAUAAUUAAUAUUUUUUUUAAGAAAUAAUCAGUUUAUAUAUGUAUUAUGUGCACUUUAAUCUUAAAUCCUAAAAUUAGAGAUGAGUCUCGAAAUAAAAAUUGAUUUACUCCUG
Anoplophora glabripennis (Asian longhorned beetle) is the source of this 1791-nucleotide messenger RNA. RefSeq names its product general transcription factor IIF subunit 1 (gene TfIIFalpha). Gene Ontology annotation, cellular component: transcription factor TFIIF complex; nucleus. Gene Ontology annotation, biological process: transcription initiation at RNA polymerase II promoter; positive regulation of transcription elongation by RNA polymerase II. Gene Ontology annotation, molecular function: DNA binding; TFIIF-class transcription factor complex binding; RNA polymerase II general transcription initiation factor activity. The record is from RefSeq and is a predicted model, not a curated record. The transcript is spliced from 10 exons. Lineage: Eukaryota; Metazoa; Arthropoda; Insecta; Coleoptera; Cerambycidae. The coding region runs from base 110 to 1633 and encodes 507 amino acids.